Tripterygium wilfordii is the source of this 1317-nucleotide messenger RNA. Its product is annotated as bZIP transcription factor 53-like. Lineage: Eukaryota; Viridiplantae; Streptophyta; Magnoliopsida; Celastrales; Celastraceae. Gene Ontology annotation, biological process: positive regulation of DNA-templated transcription. Gene Ontology annotation, cellular component: nucleus. The coding region runs from base 495 to 935 and encodes 146 amino acids. Gene Ontology annotation, molecular function: DNA-binding transcription factor activity; transcription cis-regulatory region binding. The record is from RefSeq and is a predicted model, not a curated record. The transcript has a single exon.
UAAAACCUUCCCUCUUUCGCUUCUCUUUUGCGAACCCUUUUUUCUUCUGUCUGCGCGUUUCGUAUCUUCGACGCCGCCAGCUAAGUAUUUUUCUCUUAUCCUGUUUCUUCUCUGGAUAUCUCCGCCAACGCUUUUUCUGAUCUGUGCUCUUCGUUUUGGAUCUUCAGAUCUGAUCCAGAUUUAGGGCUUUUGUGUUUGAGAUUUUCGUCUGGAAUUUUUAUUGUCUCCGUUUCUUCGAUUUAGGGUUAGAAAUUGGGGGUUUUCAGAAAAAAGAACCAAUGAUUCUUGAUUUUCGAUGAAUUACGCUAUCCUUAUGUGUCGAAUUCGAAUUCUGCACUCUUUCUCGGUUGUGUUUCUCUACUGGUUCUACCAUAUUCUGUGAUUCCUAUUUGUCUCUGGCAAUUCAAAUUAUUUCGAUUAGUUUUAAUUAACGAUUUAAGGAUAUAGAAUCCGAUAUAUUAAGUAAAAGAGAAUUUGAGGAAGAACGGCUGGAAAUGGCAUCCAAGCAAAGGCCAGCAACCAGCUCCGGAUCCGACAGCGAUCCUCGUUACGCAAUGUUCGAUGAAAGGAAGAGGAAGAGGAUGAUCUCGAACCGUGAAUCGGCAAGACGUUCACGAAUGAGGAAGCAGAAGCAGCUGGAGGAUGGGAUCAAUGAAGUGAGCCAGUUGCAGAACGAGAUCAAUAAACUCACACAGACCAUCAAUACUACCACACAACGGUACGUGGAGAUAGAGUCCGCCAACAACAUUUUGAGGGCUCAAGCGAUGGAAUUGACUGAUCGGCUGCGGUCCCUGAAUUCAGUGCUGCAUAUUGCGGAGGAAGUCAGCGGGAUGGCCCUAGACAUUCCGGAGAUUCCUGAUCCUCUGCCUAACCCAUGGCAGGUUCCUUGCCCACUACAGCCCAUUAUGGCCUCUGCUGAAAUGUUCCAGUAUUGAUGAUUGGUCAUACUCAUUGUUCUUGCCUCUUGGAAGGAAGGAGUAUUGCUGUCUUUUUCUUCUUCUUUUUUUGUCUCUGUCAGAGUGCUUUUGUAGGAGUUAUGCUUCCCAUUUAAGUUGCUUUAUGUUGUCUAUAAAGUCAAGUCAAAGCUCACCAUUCUUCACAAGACAUGGUGGAUUUGGUUUUUUUCUAUCAAUGUUUACAACUUGGGUUUUGGUUUUGGUUUUUAUUGAUCUGUUCCUGAUCUCUGCAUAUUUGCUGUUGUUUUGAAUGGAUUCAGCAUGCUUGUGAUAUACGUGGUGGGUUUGAAUUAUCUGGAUGUCUAUUUGGCGUUGGUUCACAUUGGAGACCAGCGAUUGUUUAAAGGGAAAUGUUAAAGAA